Molecule: messenger RNA, 3809 nt
Organism: Lagopus muta (rock ptarmigan)
Lineage: Eukaryota; Metazoa; Chordata; Aves; Galliformes; Phasianidae
Gene: VEPH1
Product: ventricular zone expressed PH domain containing 1
Exons: 15
Coding region: 556-2847 (763 amino acids)
Biological process (GO): regulation of signal transduction
Cellular component (GO): plasma membrane
Molecular function (GO): phosphatidylinositol-5-phosphate binding
Source: RefSeq, a predicted model, not a curated record
ACUAAUUCCAAUUCCAUAUCAAAGCUCUGAGCAUUUUUACUCAAGCUGCUGCAGCAGUUAAUCUUUGUGAAGAAUUGGUUCUGAUCUGUUUUUGAGUUCUGGAGUUGGGGAAAACGGAGAGAAGAUAUUUGUUUGCUUGAUUCCACAUGACAACUCCAGGGUAACUGAAUAGACUGUACGGUUGGUUUGACAAGGCUGCGCCCGCGCCAGCAGCCUCACAUACCAGAGACCGGGGGAUGGAAGGGGAACUGACAGCCCUAAUGGAUUUUAUCAGAAUUUCUCUAAAGACCGACAAUUUGCCUUCAAUUAUUAAUGUUUUUCCGAGGUUUCUCUUCUGAGAGGCAUCCCAAGCACUUUGUGCCACCUGGUCUGCAGAGCGUGGCAGCACAUCUGUGAGAUUAUGGCUGAGGAAUGAAGUCUUGAAAUAUGCUGCAGGUUUAUUCUUCGUGUUGAAUGGAUGGCUGAUGGACAGGAUUGUUUCCGUUUUGCCCUCAUCUAACUCCUUCGAGCACAUGGUGUGUGCAGAGGCCUGGCUGAGUGGCAGCAAGUGCCACCAUGCACCAUUUAUUUGGGCUGGUUUUGGCACAAAGGGACCUUUCACGUGCAGGGGAUCUUUUCUCCUUGGAGGAUGCUGAAAUCGAAGGAAGCCUCUCUGAAGCUCUUGAACAAAUAAGGACAAUUAGUUCAUCUGCUGACUACCAAACCAAUGACAACGACCAGGCCGUUGUGGAAAUCUGCAUCACCCGCAUCACCACUGCCAUCAGGGAGACGGAGUCCAUAGAGAAGCAUGGGAAAGCCCUGGUGUCUCUCUGGGAGUCGUGUCUGGAGCACAAUCUGAAGCCUUCUGGCAAAGACGAGGACACGCCGCAUGCGAAAAUUGCAUCUGAUAUCAUGAGCUGCAUCUUGCAGAAUUACAGCCGCCCUUCGGUGAUGGCCCUGGCCGUCCCAGUGGCGGUGAAAUUCCUUCAGAGGGGCAAUAAGGAGCUGUGCAGAAACAUGUCAAGUUACCUCUCCCUGGCUGCCAUUGCUGAAGCAGAGCUGCUGGCUGAGCACACAGAUGCCAUUGUCAAAAGUGUCCUUCAAGGGAACUCACUGCUGCUGCGUGUCCUGCCUGCCCUAUAUGAGAAGCAGCCACAGCCGAUGGUGCACCGCCUGCCCGAGCUUCUGGCACUGAUGGGCCACCUGCAGCCAUCCGAGCAGCAGCACCUCCUGCGGCUGCUCCAGCUCAUGGCACGGAGGAAAGAGAUCGGGGUGCUGAAAGAAUGUCUUCUGUGUCUGCUGGGGCUUGUGAGAGACCCCAACCAUAGUGACAUUAUCCUAAACAUACUGACAGAAGUAUCUGGCUAUGACCCAACGGCCUUGGCUGCGUUUCUUCCAGAGCUAAAAGAAAUUGGUGAGAGUUUCCCACAUUUGAUUGGGCAAACAGCGAAGAUCUUUGGGGCUGUUGGACGCGUUGAUGAGGAGCAAGCCAGGAAGUGCCUGAUGUAUUUGGUGAACCAGCUGGCCAACAUGGAGCACUCUUUUCACCACAUCCUUUUGCUGGAAAUUAAGAGUCUCACUGACACGUUCUCUGGCAUCUUGGGCACCCAGAGCAGAGACAUCUACCGCAUGAGCAACAGCUUCACUGCCAUAGCCAAGCUCCUGGUCAGGCAGCUGGAGAACAGCAGCUCAGCAUCAGCCAGGACAGAAAAUGAUACAGACAUGGUAUCCCCUGUGCCACUGGGCAAUUUAAAAUCUGUAGUGAAUGGAAAUGAAGAAGAUGAAAAACUUCAAGAGAAAAUACAGGCUUUUGAAGAAAAAAUAAAUAUUGACACCAGUACCCCUGGCUCUGUGAGAAGAUACAGCUUAGGCCAGGUUUCUAAAGAAGAAAGGAAGGAUAUGAGAUUUAACAGGUCCAAGAGCCUGGCUUUGCAUGCAGUCCGCAUGAAGGGGGUGAACACAGACAGCGGGCGAGACGAGGAGAAUGGGGAUGUAACAGCUGGGAUCUCCUUCACCGAGAUCUACGACAGCCAAGAAAAUGACAAGUUGCCUUUCAGUGUCGAUGCUGAAGAAAUGCAACUGGGAAAUUCCUUGGUUUCACACCAGAGUAUCGAUUGCACAGAAUCAGAAGGUUCUCCAGCACCUGCUGGAGGAGAGGCCCAGGAAGGAAGCGUGGUGCUGGGGAAGGGUCCUGUGGAGUGCCAUGACAAGCUCUACCUGCACUUGAAGGAAAACCUGGGUAAAGUGAAAGCAUACGUCAUGGAGAUGGGGAGGAGGAUUCCCGUCCCUGACCAUUGUGUUAUUGAAGAUACCAUGAGAAGCUGUGUAGCAAAGCUGUUCUUCAGCUGUCCCCUGAAGGGCCACUACUGCCUCUACAGCAAAUCCAGCUUCACGCUGCUCAGCCCUCAGCCUCCACUGUGGAUCCACAUCAUGUUACUCUUCCAGCAGAGCCUGUUUGCUGAACCUUUGUCAAUGCAGAGUAGUUCAGUGCAAGUCCUCAAGGCCCUAUGGGAGAAGACACAGCUCAAGGGGACGCACAGUUUUGAAACUGCCAUGAUCCAGUCUACAUUCCCACACCAAAAGGAUCUGGACCACGUGCAGAUGCACCUGGAAGAAGUGAGGUUCUUUGAUUUAUUUGGCUACAGCGAGGAAGUGGGAGCCUGGCAGUGCUUCAUGUGCAACAACCCUGAGAAGGCAACAGAAGUGAACCAGGACGGGCAGCCGCUGAUGGAAGGCAAGCUGAAGGAGAAGCAGGUCCGCUGGAAGUUCAUCAAGAGGUGGAAAACUCGCUACUUCACCCUUGCUGGAAACCAGCUGCUCUUUCGGAAAGGAAAAUCCAUGUACCCACGCGGAUGCUCUUUGCUCUGAGUAAGCAGUGGGAUUGCCAGCGGGUGAGGCAGGAGAAAACCAAAACAGAAGAGGUUCAAAAUGAGCCACAUCCCAUAGUCCUGGAAAAUUGUGGUAAACAGUAUUCACAGAAAUGUGCCAUGGGUACAAUCAGCUUUCUUGAGCAGCUUUCAGCAGUGUGUACACGACAUCCCAUCAAGGGAGCAUAGUGGUUUUGCUCAGUACCUGUUGGCAGGUUUUCCCCCUGAGCUUGUUGUUGUUUUGCAUUUGCUGUGAUAAAAUUCUCACUGUUUAACAUGGGUCUGAUUUCAGUGCAGAGCUACUUAUUGCUGUCAUAGAAUCCUAGAAUGACCUGGGUUGAAACCCCCUGCUGUGUGCAGGUUACCAACCAGCAGACCAGGCUGCCCAGAGCCACAUCCAGCCUGGCCUUGAAUGCCUGCAGGGAUGGGGCAUCCACAGCCUCCUUGGGCAACCAUAGAGCCUGCACUGGUGUUGGUGUUGUGUCCAUGCAUGGGGAAUCCAUGUGGUUGGAGCAGAAAGCUUUUGGAAAACCUGCCUUACUCCUCUUGCUAAAAAGCCUAAGAAUCUCAACAGGAGAAGCAUAGAUAGUGUUGGGGGAUUGGGGCUCACAUGUCUCAUCUGGAGACCGCAGCUUGUAUCUGUUUUGUGAGCUCACAGAUCUCCCACAGGAAACUUCUGUGACUCUUUGCAGCCAUCUCUGCUGCUCCCUGCAUCCCAUCCCCACUCUUACAGUGACGCUGAGGUUUCACAGAUGUGCUGCUCUCUGUUUUCAAACCACAGCACGACUGAGCUGUGCCAUGCUCUCCAUUCCCCAUUGAAAACCGCCGUGGCUUCCUUUGCGUUCCCGACUCAGGCACGAAAUACCUCUCCUGUUUUCCAAACCAGCACAAGGAGUGGCUGCUUCCCUUUUGGUGGAAGCCCCAGCAUGUGAACUUGGUUCUGUUUAUCUUCCCCACCCUGUG